CCAGAUAAUGAGGAGUGUCCCGGUGCAAAGCUACGCCACGCUCAGGAGCUUGAUUCCCGCUCCAUAUACGUUGCCAAUGUGGACUAUGCGGCGACCCCACAGAUGCUUGAGCAAAUCUUCACCCAAGUUGGAACAGUUGAAAAAGUCACGCUUCUAGUGCACAGACACACUGGCUUCCCGAAAGGAUAUGCGUACGUUGCAUUCAAAGAGCCGGAGAGUGUGGGAGCCGCGAUUGGUCAGUUGGGUGACACGCAUAUCCGGGGCCGGCCGUUGAAAAUAUACGAAAAAAAGACUAUUGUUCACAGUGAGAUCCGUGCUUCGCGUGGGGGGCGGAACGGAAGCUCAAGAAGUAGGGGCAGAGGCAGGGGCAGAGGCCGAGGUAGAGGCCGAGGCGGCUCU
Molecule: messenger RNA, 399 nt
Organism: Metschnikowia bicuspidata var. bicuspidata NRRL YB-4993
Lineage: Eukaryota; Fungi; Ascomycota; Pichiomycetes; Serinales; Metschnikowiaceae
Exons: 1
Molecular function (GO): RNA binding
Source: RefSeq, a predicted model, not a curated record